This is a messenger RNA of Schistocerca serialis cubense, 5062 nucleotides long. Its product is annotated as UDP-glycosyltransferase UGT5-like. Gene Ontology annotation, molecular function: UDP-glycosyltransferase activity. Lineage: Eukaryota; Metazoa; Arthropoda; Insecta; Orthoptera; Acrididae. The coding region runs from base 126 to 1682 and encodes 518 amino acids. The record is from RefSeq and is a predicted model, not a curated record. The transcript is spliced from 5 exons.
UGCUUUGACAGCGAGAACGUCAGUACUCAGCGGGAGGCGCGGACAGUGAGGCUGUGGAUGUAUGUGCAUUGUAUAGAAUUGGAUUUGUAUAGUUUCCCGAACCAACACAGAACGAAGCUUGAAAGAUGCAGAUACUGUCGCUGCUUGUAUUGUUAGCAGUGUCCAUUGAUGGCACAAAUUCUGCACGUAUCCUGGGUUUGUUCCCUUACCCUGGCAAAAGUCAUUUUAUCAUGUUUGAAGCAUUAAUGAAAGGACUUGCAUUUAGAGGACAUGAAGUUAUUGUGUACAGUCAUUUCCCACAGAAAACACCCAUACCAAACUACAUAGACAUCAGUCUGGUUGGGUCUGUUCCAACAGUAGUUGAUGCAAUUAAAUUAGAAGAUUCAUUUGGCUCAGGUUUUUCAACAGUUUUCAAGCUGAAAGAAAUGGCAAUAACAAACUGUGAAAACGUUUUAGCAUUUCCACCAGUACAAAAGCUUAUAAACUCAAAGGAGAAUUUUGAUUUAAUUUUCACAGAAGCAUUUAAUACAGAUUGCAUGUUACCAUUCGUUUACAAAUUUCAGGCACCGCACAUUGCUCUCUGCUCACAUAUACCUAUGCCUUGGCUUGGUGACCGUUUUGGAAAUCCAGAUAACCCUUCUUACAUACCAAACCAUUUUCUGCCCCACAGUGAUCAGAUGGACCUCCCUGAGCGUUUCAAGAAUACAGUGUACUCUGAACUGCAGAAGUGGUACUAUUACAGAUACAUGGAACAACCUACACAUGCAAUAGCUACUAAAUACUUUGGGAAAUCACUUCCACCUUUGCAUGAAAUUGCAAAAAAUACUAGCCUCCUUAUUAUCAACACAAGUCCUGUCCUUAACCUUCCUAGGCCUCAGGUACCAGCUGUCAUUGAAGUUGGAGGGAUACAUAUCCGACCGGCCAAGAAAUUGCCAAAGGACAUAGAACAAUUCAUUAUUGAAGCAAAGCAUGGUGUCAUCUAUUUUACAUAUGGAUCAACUGUUCGUUCUGAGACAUUCCCUGAAAGCAAAAGAAAAGCUAUUUUGGAUGCUUUUGCAGAACUGCCACAACAUGUUAUAUGGAAAUGGGAAGCAGAGGAUUUGCCAGGAAAGCCCCCCAAUGUAAUGAUCCGCAGUUGGCUGCCGCAAUUUGACAUUCUCAGUCAUCCAAAUGUAAGAGUAUUUAUGACACAUGGAGGCUUGAUGGGUACUAUGGAAGCUAUAUACAAUGGUGUUCCCAUGCUAGCAAUGCCUCUAUUUGGAGAUCAGCCAAAUAAUGUUGCAGCCUGUGUGAAACGAGGAGUGAGUGUGGUAGUGCCCUACCAAAACAUUACAAAGGAAUCACUGCUGACAGCCCUGAAAACUCUGUUGAAUGACCAUGGAUAUAAAGAGCGGGCAAUGAAACUGUCUCGGGCAUUUAAAGAUACACCAAUGACACCUCUGGAUACUGCAGUGUUCUGGUCAGAAUAUGUCAUACGGCACAACGGUGCACCCUACCUGCGUUCAGCUGCAGUUGAUCUACCCCGUUACCAGUACCUAUUGCUUGAUGUAACAGCACUUUUGCUACUUGGUACUGUUCUGUCUCUUGUUAUACUUGUAUUCUGUACACGCAUUGUUAGGCACAGUUUUCAAAAACCACAGACAGAAAGCAAAACAAAAGGUAAAAAGAAGAAAGAUCAGUAGACUACAGUUUUGGUGGUGAUCAUUGAUGUAAUGACACUUACACGCACACACUACAGUUUAUCAGUUUUAUUUUGACCAUGUUUACCAACCACUUUUCAGAAUUACUAUCAGAGACAUCUCCGCAGAGUGACAAAUUGGCCCCUAACCAUGUCAUUUUAUUUUAGCUGAUGCUAUGACCAAGCCUUCAACCACAAAAUGGUCAGCAGUCUUAAAUAACCUUGGCAUCUAGUCCUGUGAAACGUUUAGUUUCCCAGCAUACCUGAAUUAUAAGAUGCCCUGUAGGUGGCCAUAUGCAGUGUAUUUUGGAGACUGUUUGGCUCCCUUGAAGAAUUUUCCUAAAAAAAAAAAAAAAAAAAAAAAAAAAAAAAAAAAGGGGGGGGGGGGCGGUUUGAAGCACAGCCUAUAUGCUGAUUAAUCAAUUUUGUGGGCUUCACUACAACUCUGCACUUCAUUGGAAAAAGCACUAUAUUUUAUUAAGAGAUCCAUUUUAGAAAAAAGAAAAAAUGCCAUUGGUGUAACUCCUGAAAAUUUGUACUGUCAGAUGCUGAGAACAUGAAUGAUUGUGAAACCAUCUACCAAUUCACCAAAACAUGAUGAUAAUCCUUUCUAAACUACAUUCAUAAAUCUUGCAUAACUAUAUCUCAUGAUAAAAGUAUGAGACUACAUCAGUCAUGAUAAGAAUGUAGCCAGAAGGAUAUAUUGUGUGUCUUGCCUGGAUAACUCGUGAGUAAAAACGUUGCAUGCAGAAGAAAUGGUUUUGGGUUACAGACCUGGUCUGGCACACAGUUUUAAUCAGCAAGAAAGUUUCAGAACAGUGCACACUCCACUGUAGAGUGAAAGAUUGAGUCUGGACAAAGCCAGAAAUGUAUAGUAAAGUAGCACCAAAAUGAUGGUAUGGCAUUGAUAAAUUCACAAGAUGAUGAACUAAAUGAAUUAGUUAACUUUCUAUUAUAAUACUUUUUUAUUACCAGUGGAGAGUCAACUGCAAUAUACAGUAGUUUGAAAUUACAUAUUUGCUCAUAUUCACAAUAAAUUAGGACAUCAUUUGCACUGAACGGCUCUAUGUACCUUGAACACUGAAACCAGUCAAUAAACAUUCAAGGAUAAUAUUAUCAUCAACAUAUGUUUACAAUUUCUUCAAAUUACACUGAGUUUUCUGAAAAUAUGAAGUACAGAUAUCUUCAGCUGCCUUAUCCUCCUCAGUGCUGAGCUUACAUUUUGUGAAUGAAAAGUUUAUAUUGAUGAUCAGUGCAUACUCAGAGGACCCAAUAUUAAACACUUACGGAGGAUGAGAACAAUGCCACAGGAGUGUGAAGGUAGAGGUCAUUGUCAAAUGUAGUCCCAAUGCUACAAUGAAAAAAUAUAUCACUGUAUUGUGCUGCAAUAAACAGUCACUUAUUCAACAGUGUAGUUGAAGAGUAAAGGAGACCAAUCUCCAAAUAGAAGUGUUGAGUCAUCGACAGGCACAAACAAAAGAGAGAGAAACCGUGUUAGCUUUUGGAAGCAUGGAGGGAGGGAGACGCAGUAGACAAGAAGAGGGGUUGGCAGCAGGCAGGAAAAGGAGUUGGGGGUUGGUAGGUAGUGGCUUGGAGAGAGGCAGCUGGUUUUGUGGCAAGGAAUGUAGGAGGGAGAGGUGGCAGAUCCAAGGACUAGGCAUGUGAUGCACAGUUGCCAGGGCUGGUGGGGAGCAUUCAUGUUGGUGAUAUGGAGACAUGAAUUGGGAGAAGGUGGUUGGAGGAAUGAAUGGGAAGCUGUUGGAUGGAGAAUGUGGAUACAGUAGGGUAACAGUGAUUGAGGCCAGAAGGGUUACUGGACUGCAGGAUGUGUCCCAAGGAUAACUACCAUAUGCAUACUUCAGAAAAGCUGGUGAUUAAGGGAAGGAUCCAAUUGGCCACCACCUGGUUUUCUGAAUCACAUGGCUGGGAGUUAUCCUUGCAACACAUUGUUUGCUCCAGUAAACCUCCUGGCCUGUUUCUCCAUUAACCCAUAGUCCCCAUGCAUUUCACUCUCCAUUUUCCCCUUCAUUUCUCCAAUCAGAACCUCCCAAUUCAAGUCUCCAUGUCACCUCCAUGAUGUGCCGCUCACCAGCAGCUACAGCACAUGGCCAGCCUGUGCACUUGCCACCUUUCCCUCCAACAUUCCUUGGCUGGCUGUGUGCGCGUGCGCGUGCGCUCACCAGAAAGGAUCUGUUCAGAGUUAAGAGAUCCAUCAGGUUUUCUUUCUCUUUUGUGUGCACCUGCCAGAAAAUCAAUGCUUUUGUUAUUCUGUGAUCAGUCUCCUUUACUCCUAAAUUAUUUACGUUCUUUUGCCAGAACUUCCCUCCUGCAUUUAUUCAAUGGUAUCGGUUUUAUUACUAUAUUAGAGCACAUGCAGAACACAUUCGGGCCCAAAAUUACUAAACGUGAACAAUAAUUACCUUUAUUUCUCAAAGACAUUCUGACACUGCAGUAAGCAGCUUUUUUUCUGCUGAUGCUGCCACCUAAUGGAAACAUUUAUAAACAAAAAUCAGUGAUCCACUGAAAGCAUGUGGUGUAACCAUUAUGCAACAAUCAUGCACAGUGAAUUUAGUCUAUUCCCAGAGAUAUAAAAAGAAAAUUUAUAUGUAGCACAUAUCAUAAGGAUGGAGGAGGCUGAAAUGCAAUGAUGAUUCACUAGAAGACAACACACAUGAAGAUAGAAAACCAACACUUAUGCAGUAUUAAAAAAAUUUAACAUGACUUUUAUAGUCAGCAGGAGGAGAAGGAAGGAAAAAGAAAAACAGAAUGGCAUCAUUAACUGCUACAUUGCAAAAUGUCAGUAAAUAUGCUGAAUUAAGAGCCCAAAAUCAUACAAAAUAUUACUUGAAAGAGGUGUUACUAUUAAGAGUGUCUGUGAUAAUUUGAUAUUUUUAGUCAAAUGAGCCUAAAGGAAAAAGUUUUCAUCUGUUGUACUGAUGUGAAAUAGUUAGGAUGUAUUGCGGGUUAAGCAAUACAAUAAAAGCCCAUGCACUUCAGCACUUGUAUGAGUUACCUUGCAGAGAACUAUAGAAAUAAUGCAUGCACUGCCAGAUGUAUAAUUUUCUUCUUAUACACACUGUAUAUGAGGAAAAUAAAAAAAUACAUUAACCAUAUAUAAUUUUAUUAAUUUUCUAAAUUGUUUCAAAACAACACUAUUUUCUUUUUUGAAAUCCAAAGAGAUGAAGACUUAGGAGAUUACUACAGACUUUUGCAUUAAUGUAAUGCUGCUGUGAUAUAUGCAAACAUAUUGUACAAAAUAACAAUGUGCUUCAUGUAUUUUUCAUGUUCCUACUUCACUGAAAUGAUAUUUUUAAAUUGUGGUGUAACUUUGCUUACAGUGUUUCAAGUAAAAAAAUACAUUUUUCAGAUUCUUGUUUUUCAGUA